Messenger RNA from Bombus impatiens (common eastern bumble bee), 2202 nucleotides. Its product is annotated as probable methylmalonate-semialdehyde dehydrogenase [acylating], mitochondrial. Bases 427 to 1947 code for a protein of 506 amino acids. The transcript has 7 exons. Lineage: Eukaryota; Metazoa; Arthropoda; Insecta; Hymenoptera; Apidae. The record is from RefSeq and is a predicted model, not a curated record. Gene Ontology annotation, cellular component: mitochondrion. Gene Ontology annotation, biological process: thymine catabolic process; L-valine catabolic process. Gene Ontology annotation, molecular function: methylmalonate-semialdehyde dehydrogenase (acylating, NAD+) activity; malonate-semialdehyde dehydrogenase (acetylating, [NAD(P)+]) activity.
AGUUCAAUAGGAAAUAACGUUACUUAGCCGUAUUUAAUGCAUCCGUUGAAGCACUGAAACGCGUGUUUACUUGGUUGAAUUGGUUCAUUCAUGAUUCAAUUGCCAGAAAGUAAGACAGCUAAGACUGGCAUUAUCGAGAUCGAGACGUGCAAUCUUGAUGAAACAGAUACUUGAUCUUCGAAGCGCUCUUGAACCUAUUUUUUCGUACGAUACAGCUCGUUAUGAAUAUUUAAAGCGUGCUUCUAAAGGCAUUUAAUCGAAGCUCGUGGUCCAUGAAUACUGCUGGAGCACUCGUUGAAGCUGUACAGAAAAGGCGCUAUAUUCCGAGGCGAAUUCGAUUCUAAGAAUUGCUUCAACGAGGAACGUUUACGAAUGACAUAAAUAGCACCGAUUAUAAAGAAGGCAUCAAAGUUAAAUGGAAUAAUUAUGCUUCGAGUAAAAGUGGCAUGGGAAAAGUUCGAAAAAACGCGUCACGUCCGUUUCAGAAGCGAAUCGAAGGCCACAGAGUUCACCGACGUUCAUGAUCCAGCGACGAACGAGCUGUUAUGUCGCACGCCAAAGUGCACGAAAGAGGAAAUGGAGACAGCCGUGAAAAGUGCGAAGGGAGCGUAUGAGAAAUGGAAAAAUACCAGUGUAUUAACUAGACAAACGCUGAUGCUUAAAUAUCAAACUCUCAUACGCGAACAUUCGAAAGAAAUCGCAGAGAACAUGGUAAAGGAAAAUGGGAAAACAAUGGCUGAUGCUGAAGGCGACGUUCUUCGAGGACUUCAGGUCGUCGACGCGUGUACCGCAAUUCCUUGCCUGCAAAUGGGCGAGAGCACGCCAAACAUCGCCACAGAUAUGGAUAUCAUUUCCUACAAAGUUCCCCUUGGCGUAACUGCCUCCAUCUGUCCGUUCAAUUUCCCCGCGAUGAUACCUCUUUGGUCGUUUCCGGUCUCGGUCGCCUGUGGAAACGCCACGAUUCUCAAACCGUCCGAGCGUGUACCAGGAGCUUCGAUGAUCCUGGCUGAUCUAUUCACCAGAGCCGGUGCUCCACCAGGAUUGUUGAACGUUAUCCACGGUCAACACGCCGCUGUCGAUUUCAUCUGCGAGCAUCCCGAUAUCAAAGCAGUUUCUUUCGUUGGUUCCGAUCAAGCGGGAAAAUACAUUUACAGACAGAGCAGCGCGCAUGGAAAACGCGUGCAGUGCAACAUGGGUGCGAAGAAUCAUUGCGUGGUGCUGCCAGAUGCGAAUAAGAAUAAAACCCUUUCUCAAAUCGUGGGUGCUGCUUUCGGGGCUGCCGGCCAACGAUGCAUGGCGCUUUCUGUGGCAAUAUUCGUGGGUAAAUCGAAGGAUUGGGUGACAGAAUUGGUGGAAGCCGCAAAGAAAUUAAAGGUGAAUGCGGGACACGUACCUGGAACCGAUCUCGGACCCGUUAUAUCUCCGCGAUCUAAGAAGAGGAUAUGCGAUCUGAUCGAGACAGGGGUGAAAGAUGGUGCCACGUUGGCUCUCGACGGCAGAGGUCUCGUUGUCAGUGGUUUCGAAAAGGGAAAUUUCGUUGGACCAACCGUAUUGACAAACGUGAAGACCUCGAUGCAAUGUUACACGGAGGAAAUCUUUGGGCCCGUUCUUUCGUGUAUUUUCGCUGAUACUUUGGACGAAGCUAUCGACAUUAUUAACAAAUGUCCUUAUGGAAAUGGAACUGCUGUGUUUACGUCAAACGGUGCAACGGCUAGAGCAUUUGUAAAUAGAAUAGAGGCUGGUCAGGUUGGCGUAAACGUUCCUAUUCCAGUGCCGCUGCCCAUGUUUAGUUUCACCGGAAACAAGGGAUCUUUCUUAGGCGACAAUCAUUUUUACGGAAAGCACGGUAUAAAUUUCCACACGCAAGUAAAAACGAUAACGCAGCUGUGGAGAUCCGGAGACGCUGGUGAUAUCGCAUCCUCGACGGCUAUGCCAACCAUGCAGUAAACUAAAUGUUCCUCGAUUACAGUGAUACAAAGCGUUACAGUUGGAAAUCUUUCUGUAUACUCCAUACGAAAUUUUAUAAACAGAUGAAAUUUCUGUUUUAAAAAAGAUGACUUUCCAAUACUACUGUAACGUACAAUGUCUUCCAUUAGUCCGAAAUAACUUACUGUCGGAUAAAUCGAAAGAAAUACGCUUCCUAUUGUGUUUACUAUGUUUGUUUAUAUUUUGUAACAAAAUAAUAAAAUACCACCGAUGAAA